AUGGCGAGGAACAAAUGGCACGCUGAUGUAGCAUAUGCCGCAUUUUUCUACAACAUCUACACUCGAAACGGAGAAAAAUUAAGUAGAGGCCCGGGAUACGUCGGAGUACCGCUAGGUUGUCAACAAGUAAAACCGGCUCCAUAUAUGAUUGGAGCUACAAUACGCAAGGAUAGAGAUAGUCAAGAAGUCUACCUUCAAGUAACCGAUUGUAGUGUGGUUGCGAACUGGAGCGUAGAAAUUGAAGACUCAUUCCGGAAGAUAUUCGUCCCCAAUGGUGCUGAGUGGUAA
This is a messenger RNA of Cylicocyclus nassatus, 288 nucleotides long. The record is from the annotation of a GenBank genome assembly. Lineage: Eukaryota; Metazoa; Nematoda; Chromadorea; Rhabditida; Strongylidae.